Molecule: messenger RNA, 912 nt
Organism: Trichoderma virens Gv29-8
Lineage: Eukaryota; Fungi; Ascomycota; Sordariomycetes; Hypocreales; Hypocreaceae
Exons: 3
Coding region: 1-912 (303 amino acids)
Molecular function (GO): oxidoreductase activity
Source: RefSeq, a predicted model, not a curated record
AUGGCGGCUAUCAGAAAGGUCGCGGUGUUGGGUGGCUCUGGAAACCUUGGGCCUCAUGUCAUUAAUGGACUUUUGGCUGCCGGGUUUGAGGUCACUGCUAUUACUCGGCUCGAGUCGCAAGCGACCUUUGCCGAUGGAGUCAGCGUAAACAGAGUUGAUAUAACCUCGAAAGAAGCGGUUGAAAAUAUUCUUCAAGGCCAUGAUGCUCUCGUUUCUACAAUCUCACCAGCAGCGCUUGGAGACCAGAGAACAAUCAUUGAUGCUGCUAUCGCCGCCAAGGUCCGGCGAUUUAUUCCAUCAGAGUUCGGCAUCGAUACGCGGCGCACCGAAGAAACGAGUCUCGGUUGGAUUCUGGCCAACAAACUCAACGUAACCGAUUAUCUUUCCGAAGUUGUCAAGAAAAACCCUUGGUUUAGUUGGACUGGCUUGGCGGUUGGGUUGUUCUUUGACUGGGGCAUAAAGACACAAUUUCUACUUGGAAUUAAUGCCAAAGAAAAGACUGGAACCAUUGUUGACUCUGGCAAUAAGCCAUACGCAGCAACACACGUCUCCUUUAUAGGAGAAACUGUUGCCGCCAUCUUGAGGAAGCCCGAAGAGACUGCAAACAAGUAUCUGUCAGUAUUCUCCUUCGCCACCACUCAAAAUGAAGUUUUGAAGAUUUUUGAAGAAGAGUCUGGUUCCAAGUUCCAAAUUACCAAUAUGAAGGGCAGCGACUUGAUAAAGGCGGCAACUGAAAGUGUGGCAAAAGGUGACUACUACAACUCUAUGGUCCCUUAUGUCCAGUAUACAUUCUUGUCGGAUGACUCUAAAGACCCCGUCAACACUGGGAAGAAUGAUGCCGAUUUAUUGGGACUUCAGGAUAAACUGAGUCUACGGGAGAGUAUCAAGAAAGAGCUCAGUGAGAUUCAGUAG